Molecule: messenger RNA, 3611 nt
Organism: Scatophagus argus
Lineage: Eukaryota; Metazoa; Chordata; Actinopteri; Scatophagidae
Gene: arhgdig
Product: Rho GDP dissociation inhibitor (GDI) gamma
Exons: 7
Coding region: 714-1331 (205 amino acids)
Biological process (GO): Rho protein signal transduction
Cellular component (GO): membrane; cytoplasm; cytosol
Molecular function (GO): protein binding; Rho GDP-dissociation inhibitor activity
Source: RefSeq, a predicted model, not a curated record
GUUGUUUGAGUCAUGGAGUUGCCUCUUGGAAGAGGACAGUCCUUAGGAGCUAAUCCAUCAAUGUCUGACUUCAGCCUGACAUGGAUGCCUUCAACUUCUGGCCAGAGCUCCACCACAAACAGGUUAUGUUGACUCAGAUUAGGGUUGUCAUCCCUGUAUCCAGCUGGUUGCUGGAUUUUUUUUGUGGCCUUUAUGGUUUCCUAUUGCAUCUGGCACAGCUGGCAGGACCCUCAUUCUCACACCAAGGCUUGUCUGUGUCCAGUGUCGAGUUUAUUUUGGCUUGAAAAAAAGAUAGAAGCUGCCAGGGCUUCUUGUUUUGGCAGCAGCAGGGCUGGGUUUGUUUUUAGGCUGGAGUGGAGAGAGAGAACUUGCCAGGAAAGAUAGCAACGCACUGCACUUAUGAUCUGACAGCAUUUUACACAAGGUCACUGGAUUGUAUACAUUUGAUGGAUGUUUUGCAUUUUGGCACUGGUUGUACUUUGUUGCUUAAUAUAUUGUGCUUUAGUGCCUGGAAGACCAGUCAGCACUGCUGCAAGUAGGCCUACCAGUCUGGGCCCAAAGCUGCUCCACCACCAGGAUCCCUGCAGUGCCUCCCUGUGGUAACACAUGGAAACUGUAGGGGCUCUUGGAGCAGCAUUGGGUCUCACAGGCGUGUUGAGGCCCACAGCGUCACAAGUCAGAGAGUCAGAGCUCCCGCAGUACAUCAGGACAAGAUGGAGAGCAUGUGGCGUUACAGUCAACAAAGUCUACUGGCCGACAAGAAGGAUUUGUCGAUUGAGGAGGAGAGAAACCUAAACUACAAUCCUCCAGCACAGAAGUCUUUGGAGGAAAUUCAGGAACUGGACAAAGAUGACGAGAGUCUGGUGAAGUACAAGCAGACCCUGCUGGGGAUGGGACCAAUUACAGCAGACCUCUCUGUGCCUAACGUCCAGGUAACCAGGCUGACCCUGCUUUGUGACGAGGCUCCUGGACCAAUCACUGUGGACCUGACGGGAGACCUCCAAGCUCUGAAGGAGAAGCCUGUUGUCUUAAAGGAAGGAGCAGCAUUCAGACUAAAGAUACACUUCAAGGUGACCAGAGAAAUCGUUGCUGGCUUGAAAUACUUUCAUACCAUUGAAAGACGUGGACUAAAGGUGGACAAAGUGUCGCACAUGGUGGGAAGUUAUGGCCCGAAGGCAGAGGAGCAUGAGUUCAUAAGCCCGCCUGAUUUGGCGCCCAAUGGUAUGAUGUCACGCGGCCAAUUUGAGAUCCAUUCCCACUUCAGCGACGAUGACAAGAACGUCUAUUUGGCCUGGGAGUGGACCCUCGAUGUCAAAAAGGACUGGAAUUAAUAGAGAGCGAGAGAGAGAGAGAUGCUAUGCUUCCCUUUUUCCACCCCACCUCCUUUUUCACUCCUUCACCUCCCUCUUUUCCUUUCCCUCUUUUAGUAGUCUACAAUGAUCCAAAACAGGAGGCUCUACUCCUCUUCCUACUCUUCUUCCUCCUAAUUUUCUUCUUCUACCUUUAUUUUCUUUGUUUGUUUGAUGCAGGUCUCCUGAUACCCUCGAGCAACAGGGCUUGGACAGGGACCCCCCCUCUCUUUUUUUGUGAGGCUUUUGGGAUGGAAGUCCUUUGCUGUACUUUCUCCCAUUCUUCCUCCUCACCGUGUCAUGUAUUCCUGCCUUCUAAAGCAGCAGUGGAGGGUCUGCAAAAGCAGUCAAAAACUAAGUCAGUUUGAGGCACAGGAGGAAAUUCAACAUAUACAACACAUAAUUACAGAGAUUUAAUUCUGUCAAACAGACUUUUUCCAAAGAGAAGAGAUUAAAUAUGUAAAUAGAGAGUGAAUUUGGUUAUGUCGCACCAUUUCUUAAAACGUUUAACAGAGAGUUAAAAGAGGAAGCACAGAGAGGAGCGACAUGAGGCAAAGACACAGUACAGUGUGAGAUGAAAGGGACAGGUACAUGCAGGUACAAGUUACUUAUUGUACUUUGGCCCUGACUUUGCCCGCUCAACAACGAGGCCAACAUUCUGAGAUGCAGCCGAGGCCCAAAGUGAAAGUUUCAACUGUUUUCAUGCUCAUAAAAGUGGAAACAAAACGUUUAGAAGAGACUGAAAUGUCUCUCAAACUGAUGCACAAACGGAAACAAACAGAAAUGCCACAAUAACAUCACAUUCUCGACAUUUUCCCGCCCUCUUAGGUUUGAUUGCCACUCAUUUUUAUUUGUCAUCUUGUUGCAUCGGUUUUUAUUUUUCUGCUGUGGUUUAAUUGCACCUGACUGGAUAAUUAGCGCCACCUACUGCUUGUCUCAAUGAGUUAAUAUUUACAUGAAGAUAGAUGAUGGAAAUUUUGUGGCACACAGCUCAUUAAAGUAUCGUAGAAAUGAUGGUAUUUUAAAACUCUGAAUCACCUGAUUGCAAGAUUUGCGUAAAAAUCCAGACUCAUCUUAAUCAUAACUCAGUCACAUCCAAGGAUAUCAUUACCUCUUAACCUGAACAACCGUGCACUUAAAGAUCUUGGGAAAAAAAUCAUCCUUAUAAUUUCAGAACUUCCCUGAGAAUUAGACAAACCUGCUAACAGCUAACUGCUAAUUCAGUGCAAAUUUGAUCAAAUGUAAACAAAUAUUCCCAGGACAAGUUGGAGUCCAAGGCAUUAUGGGAACUGUAAGGUAAUGUUUUCUCCUGCUAGUACCAUAAUAUUAAUUAUUCUUUAUCAUGAUUUUAACUUUUUCCCUAAAUUUCUUUGUUUUCAUGAUACUGCCUUUUAAUUGCAGUAAGCAAAUCAAACACUAAUACUUUUUAAAAUUACCCAAGUGCAAGAAAAAACCCCACAACAACUUAACAAUAACAGUAUUCAGUAACAUUUCGCAUCAUCAACUCUACACAAAAUAAAAUCGUAUUUUAGAACAGUCAUCCAAAUAUUGUCUCAUCAAACCAUUAAUGAAGUAGAAUGAAGAAAUUAAUCACCUCUUCUCACUUUCACAAGAUCUUUGACUUGUGUUUCAUUAAAUUUAGAAAUGGUGUGUUUUAACAUUGCAGUUUGCUUUCAAAGCACCACCUUCCUCAAGUCUUUAUGAAGCUUUUUGAAAGAGCACGCCAAUUAAAGACUGUAACUGAACUGUGCAUAUUGUAGAAAGAGAUGCAUGUAUGUCCUUUAGGAUUUGAUACUACUUGCUGAGUACAAGAAAAUGAACAAACUUAGCCCUUUCUAAACCUCUCUUGUAUACCAGGGACACAAAGAUGUGAACGAAACUCUGCUAUGAACGUUGAUGAAACAUCGUCAGAUGGUAGCUGAACGAUGGUGAACCGUCUGAAACGUAUAUCAAGGGAUGAAUUAAUUCUCUUUAAAAAAAAAAAAAAAAGAUAAGAAACAGCAUUAUUGUGUUAAGUCUUUGGAUAUGAUAUUGUCAUUGUUGCUGAACAUACUGAACAUUGAAAUACCAUUUGAAAUCGUCGUGAUCUAAGACUAAUUGUAAAUGUUGGCUUGUUGGGUGUUGCAUGGUUUAGCAAGAUUUUCUCUUCCUUUUUUACGACUUUAUUGUAAAAUUUAAUGUGAUUUUAAGAAAAAAAAAAAAAAAAGAUACUGACGCAAUAUCCAGAUGUCAAUGGUUGCCAUAUACUGCAGAUACAGUAUU